AGCAACUGAGAUCUGACAGGAGUACCAAAACGUUCCAGGAGACCAUUUGAGGUAGAAAUGAUCUGAAUCAACACCCUAAAUGAGCUGGAUGUUUAGCCAGCAGCGGGAAGGAAGAGGAGGGUGAAAGAAGCUUCUCUUCCUCCUAACUUCCUCCUCAUGCACUAACUCCCCCCACACUUGAGUGUGGAAGGGACCUUCAGAGAGACUGAACAUAAAAGCAAGCACCAGCCCUCUGUCAAACUUUUUUCAGCCAUGUGGAAGAAAGGUAUUUUGGAUAGAGGAGAAAAAAGAAAUACUCAUGGCACACCAAACUGGCAGUGAAGGAAAGGAAGGUCUGGGGGAAAAAGAGGAGUGGGGGUGCACAGAGAGCACCUUGGCAUAGUGAGAAAAAAAUGGGGGACUGGGGAGCUGGGUUCAGUUGCAUAGCCCAAAGGUGCUGUGAGCUGAGGUUUCACAUGAUGAAGCAGCCAGAUAUGCAUCCUACCUUAUUUUACAGUAGUUUACCUAUGUAGGCAAACUGACGGUCUUGAGCCCUGUCAAGAUCAAAUUCUGAGCCCUUCUCUCUCCAAACGCAUGCUCCCCAUGGCAGCCUUCUAAUGGGGUCUGUGACAGCAAAGGGCAUCUCCGGUCUAAGAUUAAGUAACAUGAAGCACAGUAUGACCCUCCAGUCAACUUGACAGGAUACCAAAUGUGUGCACUCCAGUAACUGAUGCUUGUGACACAGAGAGGAUUUUGCUUGUUUGUCCUGUUGUGGGGUGGUGGAUGCUGGGAAUACAAACUGUAUUUGUUUUAGUAUUGCUUGGUUGUUUUAUCAGGGACACUCUCUUGCCCCAGGGUCACUUGCCUGCUCAUGCUUGCUGAGGGCUGAUGUAGUAAGGUAACCAAACUAGAAAAUCCUGUAUUGCACAGCUAGAGAAUGAGAGCCUGUUUCCAGAGUCAAGACUUUUGUCCCAUCCCUUUCCUUUGCAGAGGGUACACUCACAAAUGGAUUUCCCCUUGUUUGUCAUAGUUGCGAUAUCCCUCGCCUGUUUAACUAUGCUGACCUCGCUGUCAAUGCCUCAAACCUCCUUGCUAAACUGAUAGUGAGAUAACUGUGACCACAGCAAGAAGUGAGCUUUUUCUCAGGACUUGCCUUAAAGUCAGUUUCUCACAGAGACAUGGAAACUGUGAAUGGCCAUGUUCCUGAGCAGGGUUAUCAGGUUAUUGAAUUACAAGAAGCAAGAGAAGAACUGAAUGAAGAUGAAGAUGAGGCAAAAAGUAAGGACCCACUUAAACCUGAAGAAUCUACAAAAAGUAAGGAAAGAAUCUGGAGACCAUGUAGCAAAGUAGUUUUCUGGAAAUGUAAGCUGUGGAUGCUUAUACUGGCAGUUUUUCUAGUGAUCCUCCUAUUGAUUACCCUCAGCUUAAUUCUUUAUUCAGAGGUUUACAUAGAUGAAGAUGAAUAUUGGGACCCUGACUUGGUGUCUAGUGGAAAUCACCAUAAUUUUUCAGGAACAUUAAAAGUACAGUGUUCUGCUGGGACUGCUUACUCAGAAGAUCUUACAAAGAAGUUAACAGAUGUCUACAAGUCCUCUCCAGCCCUGGGGCGCUAUUUUGUCUCUGCUCAUGUAGUUUCCUUCAGUGAUGAAAACGCCACUGCAUCCUAUCAGUUGCUAUUCUCCUUACCGCCAGUGACUGAGGAGUUCAUGAAGUACACAAUGAGUAAAGAUUUUGUGAUGAAUGUCUUGCGUCAAAAUAUUCUUGACGAGGAAGAUAAUUAUGAUAAGGGAGCAUUUGACUGUACAAAGAUAAGGCUUGAUCCAGAUUCUCUCACGCUAACUUAGAAUCCAUGGAGCAGCCCCUAGCCUCCUGCAACUGCCUGAGGGAUGAGCUUGCCAUAUCUAUUAAUGUCUUGAUGGAUAUUUUGUUGUGCUGACACAUUGCUGAAAAAGUGGUGAUGUGAAAUACUAUACAUGAUGUCGGACUGUAUGUAGGAAAUGUAGCAUAUUUACGGCAAUUUCUUACUCUUGGGAUAUGGCAGUUUCCUUUUUUUAUUACUGUCCUGAUGUUCACUUCACACACCUCUCAAUCCAUUUGACGCUCGUUGCAAUAAAUCUUGCACUGUGCCUGACACCUGACCACAUUUAUCCACUUUAGAAGUCCCUUUGCUGGUCCCAAUUCCUUGUUCCUGCCUUCAUAAUCUCACUGCUUUCUAAAGCUCAGACCUUAACUGAUUUUGUUGAUAGUCACACUAUCUUCUGAGCUCAUCCCAGAAGAUAGCUUUCUAUGAAGCUUUUCCCAUUGUGUCUAAUUCCCAACCUCACCUCCAUCUCGUCUCUCUUGUUGACUAUCACCCCCUUUCUCCCCCCUGUAUUUUACCCGUAACUCUGAAAUAGAUCUCAAAACCCAUUUCUGGCAAGUUUAGAAAAAGUAGAUUAAAUUAUUAUAUUUUUUUAAAGGACUUUAUGUGUGUAUAUUAGUCUCUCAGGAACUCAGAAUCCUCUUGUCUUCCUCAUUUUUCCUUCUUGUGUUCACUUUGCAGGAGCUGUCUUCUCUUUUUUUCUCGCCUUGAGAAUUUAAGAUCGAGGCUGGGGGUGGAGGGAGACUUGAGUCCUUUGUUGUUCAGUGUUAUGAAGUACCUUGGACAUUCCUGGGGUUCAGAAAUUGUCCUGUGUUGUGAUCUUGCAGAUACUUUGCUGCAAGAACGUUCCCUGUAUACCAAAGCAUUAAGCACUAGGUCUUCAUGAAGGCAAGACAGUGGGCCAAGUAAGCCAGUAGACGAUCAAGAAACUUUUGUUUUGAAGUGUGUAAUAUAGCUAUGUGUUCCAAAAUGAGUAACAAUUUGCUACAACACUACACAUGAGCAAGGGAUCACAUUUGAAGGGAGACUUCCUUACAAGUGUCAUGACUUUGUGGACAGAACACACAUUUAAUGUUGUAUAAAUGAAGUAUAAUUCUAGCAGGAAAAUUUCUGUGUAUAUUUUUGUAAAGUUAAAAUGUGAAUUAUUUUUUUUUUUAUGAACAUGUUAUUUUAGAAAGCUUUUUAUGUUAUGGUGAAAGAUGAGCUUUUGGAAAAAAACUUCUAAAGUUUAAGUUGUUAAUUUAUAUUAAAGAAUUAUUUUGAAAGCUG
Alligator mississippiensis (American alligator) is the source of this 3109-nucleotide messenger RNA. RefSeq names its product chromosome 1 C3orf52 homolog (gene C1H3orf52). The record is from RefSeq and is a predicted model, not a curated record. The transcript is spliced from 7 exons. Lineage: Eukaryota; Metazoa; Chordata; Crocodylia; Alligatoridae. Bases 1158 to 1823 code for a protein of 221 amino acids.